AAUGCGGGUGGAGCAUCAGACUGAAGCACGAUGCUAAUUUCCUGAAUCGCGACGGGUGCCAUUUCGGAUCUGAGCACCACUCCUAGAGUAAAAGUGGAACUUACUGUAAGCACAAAGUUAUGCAGGUACACAAAGAUCUCGGAGAGGCUGCGACGGUCAACUCCAGGAGAGCUACAAUGUUCAGUUCUGUGUGGAGGUGCUAGGUGCAAGUACGACAGUUCAUCAUAUUGGUCAGCGAAGGACACCGCUAUCAAGGGCAUCUACUCACAUUGGGUCACCGAUGACAUCCUCGCUAUGGCGAGGCCAAACACCGAGGCGAUUCUGCACUACAAUAUCAUCCAGCAGUUCCUUGAUCAGGGCAUCAAAUCCAUCUUCAACCUGCAGCUGGUAGGAGAGCACGCGCACUGCGGAGCGAAUCCUCUCGAGAGCAGCGGCUUCUCCUACGAUCCGCAGCAUUUCAUGGACAGAGGAAUCUUUUUCUACAACUUCGGAUGGGCGUGCACUCGCAGGAAGGACUACGGGACCCCGAGCAGUAACCCGAUGCUCUUGGACAUGGUAAAAGUGAUGGCAUUCGCACUGAGCGAAGGUAAGGCUGCCGUCCACUGCCACGCGGGGCUCGGCCGGACAGGUCUUUUCAUCGCCUGCUACCUGGUCUAUUCGCUACGGUGUCGGCCAAACGACGCUGUUCGCUACGUACGUCACAAGCGUCACGGCUCCAUUCAAAGUCAAGCACAGAUAGUCUGCAUCCAAAAGUUUGCACAAUUCCUGCUCCCACUGUUCGUCGUCUAUCCUAUCCAAUAUUCCAAACGGAAACCCUCAAAAGCAGACAAAUACAGGCCAUCAAAGGCUGUCGACUUCACGCUCAACCAGUACCUUGCCAAGCAACGCAAAGUGGCUCACGGCUUAGAGGGUCGCCAUUUGCGCUACAUCCCCAAAAUCCUGUAUGUCCUCUGCGAGCGAAUGUUGCAGCUGUGCCAAGUUCAAACACAAAGCUCUUCCCGCCGAAGCUUGAGCUUCCAGUUGACGCAACUAGAGCCUUUCUGUAAGCACUUUCUUGCUUCCGACCGACCUUCUUCUCUGGAAGAGGACUCAUCUCCCGAAGAAGAACCAUCAGAUGACUAUGUGCUGGAUUCGAUGCUCAUUGCUGGACUUUCGGGCCUCUUAUCUCCGAGUAGUCCAGACUACAACUACGACGAUGAAGACUUCGAGCCGAGCGAAGGCAGCAGCAGCCAAGAGGAAGAGCUCAUCACAGAGAAUGCAUGCUUUCGGGAGCUGUCUUCCCAGAAGGAGCUCCGCUCUAUCGCAAGGACGACAAAGAAGACGACAUCGGAGGUUGCCGAGGCACUGCUACAAGACCGUCUCAUAUUACAUACUAGGCUGGGACAGUUUCAGAAGGACCUCAAUACGCGUGCUUCUGCCUGGGAUCGCCUCAAUGUUGAGGAAGACGUGUCCCUACUCGCUGGCUUGCUCUGGAACUGGCUAGAUGAGUUGCAGGAGCCAGUUCUGAACAGGACCGACCUCACUUUUGUGGUGAUUAGAGCGGAGAACCCCGCCGCCGUACUGCACAAGUUGGACAGGGGAACACGGUUCACAACCGAGUACUUGGUGCGCUUCGUGAGUCGCCUGGGCCUGACUACGGUGUCUGAGAGGCGUAACCUGCUACGACGACUGACGGCGUCUCUAUGCCACCAGACACUGCAACUGGAACCGGAAGGACAACGGCCACUGGGAAAGACCUGGCCCAGGAUGCGGGAUGGCACGGCAACGAGGGUCACGACCUUCAUUGAAGGCUUGUAUGAUGCUGUGACACGGCACGCUGAGACACCACUGCAGAACGGCGUAUACAACGAGGAGAAGGACAAGAGCUUCCACGGGAUCAACAUCAUGGCCUCUGCCAUUGCGAGGUAGCAACGACACCUCAUCGAUGGAGAUUCCACGCAGCUACCGCAGUGCAACGAACUGGCCUAAAAGGCGUCGUAGACGCAUCGAAUACGUAGAAAAGUGCCCCUUUCAGCAUGAAAGGGCCAUCUGGAAGCUCCCCAGCUAUCCGUUUGAAGGUCAAAAAGUGCCCAAAUAUCAUCACAUUUGCAAAUAUUUCAU
Molecule: messenger RNA, 2100 nt
Organism: Ornithodoros turicata
Lineage: Eukaryota; Metazoa; Arthropoda; Arachnida; Ixodida; Argasidae
Product: protein tyrosine phosphatase domain-containing protein 1-like
Exons: 9
Coding region: 295-1908 (537 amino acids)
Biological process (GO): cilium assembly; protein dephosphorylation
Cellular component (GO): cytoplasm
Molecular function (GO): protein tyrosine phosphatase activity; protein tyrosine/serine/threonine phosphatase activity
Source: RefSeq, a predicted model, not a curated record